Molecule: messenger RNA, 690 nt
Organism: Ostreobium quekettii
Lineage: Eukaryota; Viridiplantae; Chlorophyta; Ulvophyceae; Bryopsidales; Ostreobiaceae
Source: the annotation of a GenBank genome assembly
AUGAAAACACUGUUUGUUUCCGGAACCGAUACUGAAGUCGGCAAGACCUGGGUGUCGUGUCGGAUCCUCACAGAGCUGCGUGAACACGGUCAUCGGGUGGGUGCGUGGAAACCGGUCUGUAGUGGCGCGGUCGAGCGGGAUGGCCAGCUGGUCUGGGAAGAUGUGCAGUGUCUGCUGCAGGCGAUUGGCGGCGAUGAGGCCGAUACAGAGCUGCAGAAACGAGUUUGUCCUCAACGAUUCACCGCGCCUCUGGCGCCCAACAUUGCGGCUCGCCUGGAAGGGGACCGGGUGCUGGAUGACGUGCUGAACGCCGGUCUGGUUCACUGGAAGGAUCAGGCUGACUAUGUUCUGGUGGAAGGUGCCGGCGGAUUGCUGAGUCCCACGUCGGAUCAGCUGCUGGUGGCUGAUCUCGUCCGACAGCUGAACUGCCCGCUGCUGCUGGUGGCUGCCAACCGGCUGGGAGUCAUCCACCAGACACUGGCUACCGUUGAAGUGGCCCUGGCUCGUAGACUGCAGGUCGUCGGGCUGGUGCUCAAUCAGGUGGAUCCUGAUCUGGAUCCCACGCUGGCUGAGUCGAAUGUCAGUGAGCUGCGCCGUCUGCUGCCGAGGCUGACAAUCGUUCCCAGCGGAUUCAACCAGCCGCUGGAUAGUACGGCACAGGAUGUUGAGUUCAUCGACUGGUUCGGCUAA